UUCCUGGAUCCGCAUCCAUCAUUUCAAAAUAUUUGCAUGUUGCAUCCCGCACAAUCCCCAAUAGGACCCAUCUACAACUCAUUAGUCAGGCCAUCCCAAGUUUGUCGAAAGGAAGAAAUUCCAAUUGAGUCAUCCCCUGUGACUGAACGUCUUUUCGGUCCCACCAUCAAUGCCCGCUGAGCGUACCUCAGAAACACGUCGUGCUUCCCGGAAGACGAGCAGCAACAAUGACGAGGAGAUCGAGGUCAAACGAGCUCGUGGCGAGAUUUCAUGUGCAGAAUGCCGGCGAUUGAAGCUGAAGUGCGACAAGAAACUUCCUUGCGGUUCAUGCGUGCGUAGAGGAUGCACGACGAUCUGUCCGAAUGGCAGCUUGUCUGCUGGGCAGGGGACGAGGUUCAUCCUUGCCGAUACGGAGCAAUUGCACCGGAAAAUAUCCGAGAUGAGUGAACGAAUCCGACAGCUGGAGGACGCAGUGGCGAUCUUCCAGGCAGGUGUAUCUAAUGAACGACAUCCGCUCCUACGAGAUGAACUCUUGACUAUCAAGUUCGGUCCCGAGGUCCGUCGGACGGUGGACGAAGAACAUACGAGAGAGAAGCUGUCACAAUCUAUUGACGCUCUCGGCACCCUGACGAUUGGUGAUCACGGCGAGACGAAGUACUUUGGACGGUCUGGAGGAUCAGAGACCCUAUUUUUGGCCAAUCGUGCUACGAUCGAGGAUUCCGAAGAUGACCUCGAAUCGCUUCCGCCUGAGCUAGAGAACCUACGUCUUACGUCUCCUCUCGCCAUUGUGGAAGACAACUUUGAGGUUCUACUUGACCACCUGGAGUCUCAACUACCGCCGCAACUUCGUGCUUGGGCAUUGUGUGAGGCCUACGUAGCGCAUUUCACAUGGUGGUGCCGCCCGAUCAAGCGCGACGAGCUCAUCGAUGAUAUCCUGACGCCUAUCUACAAUGCCAUCAAGGACCCCGCAAAAUCAAGGGCUGCCUAUCAUCCCCACUUGCAAGAUACUCAUCGUUGCCCGCACCUGCUUGCAGUUCUAUUCUUCGUCCUCGCUGUCGGCGCACUCGUAGACUUGACGCUGCCACCUUGUAGUCCGGAGGCAGAGAAGUACUACCGACUUGGACGUACUGCAUUGUCCAUGAAGUCUAUCUUGGACUCGCCCGAGAUCGAAACGGUACAAGCUAUGAUCAUGAUGGCUGCAUACCAUAGUCUCUGUACCCUCCGAUAUAGUAUUGAGAGCGCUUGGACAUUAUCCUCAUUUGCCACCAAACUGGCCCAGAGUAUCGGGUUGCACCGUGAUAGCAAGCAGUGGAAGCUUGAGGAUAAAGCGGUACAAAGGCGAAGAAAUCUUUUCUGGGAGAUAUUCCUUUUUGAGCUGGUUCACUGCAUAGCUCUGGGGCGACCCCCUUCGGUGAACCUCGCGCACGCAGAUUGUGAAUUGCCGGAAGAUGAUGAGGAUUGUGUCGCCGAGAAUGGCGAGAAGAUGUCAGGAUAUUGGAAUUUCAAGAUGGUGUUCUCUCGUGAGGUCUUCUCUCCAGUUGUGGAUUCUAUGCUGUCCGCCAAAGCCCCCAGCUACACUGCAAUCCUUGAGCUGGACAGACGGAUUCGCCAGGUCCAGCUACCUGCAGUGAAGCUUUACUUGAGGCCUGAUGACGACGACUAUAACAACCCUGCUUUGUGCAUGAAGAGCUAUCUCAUGUCCCACUACCGCUCGCUCACGAUGAUUCAUAUCCAUAGGACAUUCUUCGCCCAGGCUCUUUUGGACAACCCCACAAAUCCCCUAUCGAGUCCAUACGCUCCGUCGUUCUUGGCAGCGAAUCGCUGUGCCUCGAUUCUUUUGAAGUCGUUCAUCCACCACCAUGAGCGCUGCGGCGAGCUGUGCUCUCGAUUUUGGGGAAUGUGGACCCAUGCCUUCUCUGCGGCGAUAAUCAUCGGCGCGACGGUGGCCCGUAUGCCUCAGUCAAGUCUUGCGCCUAGUGCUUUGAUGGAAUUGGACCUGGCUGUUGAUGUUUUCGAGAGAGGAGCCUCGAAAUCCGUGCGCGCCAAGCAGGGUCUGCCAAUACUGCUGAAGUUGAAGGAGAGAGCAACCCAAGCCUACACGCAAUACCGGGACAGGCACCUGAACCCUACAAACGGCAUCCAGAAGAUUUCUGAAGACUACCAGACUGCGCUCGCUAUCUUUGGGGGCCAGACAAAUAUUCUGCCAACCAAAUCGGUCCCUAGGAAACGCCAGGCACCGUCUCCGACAUCCUCCAAUACCGCCUCCACGCCGAGCGAGAAAGGAACGUCGCCGUCGCCGGAGUUCCAUCCGUCGUUGAUGACGUACCUUUCUCAAAUGCCAGCAUCUUCCCCGUUCCAAGCCGCUGACCUUACACAAAUGCACGUGAACGAAGUGUCAACAAUGUGUCCUCAGCCUCCUGUGCAACCGCCGAUGCAGCCUCCUGUUGCUCAGCCCGGCCAGAACGUGUCAAUGACACAAAGCGAGCUCGACUUCUUGAAUAGUCUGCUCAGCGAUCCUGCCUACCAAUCAUUGCCACCCUUCUCUCCAGACUUGAACACGCCCAUGCAAAGCAACGUAUACACAAUGCCGUCUUUCCCUGGAGAUGUUGUCAUGAGCGACCAGUGGGUGUCUCUCAUGCAGGAGACGGGGAUUCUCGACGGAGUCGUUGAUUUCGCACAGCCGAGCUCAUAUGCAGAAGAUAUAUUCUCUCUCUAAACUGGUAAUGUCUCAUCUUAAUGUUGUAUUGUGCAAUCUCUAGGCAUUCACUGUCAUAUAUCGCUCCGUAGUGUAGUAUUCAUCUCUCGCAUUAUUUAUGUACUUAAAGCAACUAGUAUAGGAUGUCUUUUCUAGCUGCAAGGAAGGCGAAUGUGACGCUCGGUCCGCCACUGCUCAGGCUGCGCACUCUGCACAUAGCCUGCCGAUAUCUAGCACCAUCUUAUCACAACCCCACUGACCCACGAUGCUCACGCCAACGGGCCAUCCAUCCUCGCCGAAGCCCGCUGACACGCCAAGCGCGGGCAACCCAGCCAGAGAGGCAGGCACUGUGAGCACGUCUUGCACAUACGUGUCCAAGGUUCCU
Messenger RNA from Laetiporus sulphureus 93-53, 3080 nucleotides. RefSeq lists its product as uncharacterized. Gene Ontology annotation, biological process: DNA-templated transcription; regulation of DNA-templated transcription. The record is from RefSeq and is a predicted model, not a curated record. Lineage: Eukaryota; Fungi; Basidiomycota; Agaricomycetes; Polyporales; Laetiporaceae. The coding region runs from base 170 to 2716 and encodes 848 amino acids. Gene Ontology annotation, molecular function: DNA-binding transcription factor activity, RNA polymerase II-specific; zinc ion binding; DNA binding. The transcript is spliced from 14 exons.